Solanum dulcamara is the source of this 2901-nucleotide messenger RNA. RefSeq names its product plant-specific TFIIB-related protein PTF2. The coding region runs from base 87 to 1667 and encodes 526 amino acids. The transcript has a single exon. The record is from RefSeq and is a predicted model, not a curated record. Gene Ontology annotation, cellular component: transcription preinitiation complex; transcription factor TFIIIB complex; nucleus. NCBI's taxonomy places the organism in Eukaryota, Viridiplantae, Streptophyta, Magnoliopsida, Solanales, Solanaceae. Gene Ontology annotation, biological process: transcription preinitiation complex assembly; DNA-templated transcription initiation; transcription by RNA polymerase III. Gene Ontology annotation, molecular function: RNA polymerase III type 3 promoter sequence-specific DNA binding; RNA polymerase III general transcription initiation factor activity; TBP-class protein binding.
UCGGGUUUCCCUCAAUUCCCAUUCCUAAUUUAUCACCAACAAUCAAACCCUAGCUCGAAAAAAAUCGAGCCGAAUCUUCUGUAUCUAUGGAAAAUUCUCGUUCCUGCAAGAAUUGUCAAAAGCGUACAAUCGGUUCAGAUGAUACAACAGGUAAUCCCGUUUGCUUAUCAUGUGGAUUUAUACAAGAUUUCGAUAAUUACGAUCCCCAAAUCGGUGGAAUCAGUGGUCCAUCUGGAACACAAGUCCGUACCGGUACCGCCGGUGCCGGAACUAUUUAUAAUUACCAUGAAACAAAAACUUACAAUGCCCAGAAAGAAAUUGAAGAAAUAACGUUCCAAUUAGGAUUUUCGAGCUCGAAAUCUAGUGAAGUUAAGGAUAUGGUAGUGAAAGUUACUAAUGGCGAAUACGGUCAGGGUAGAUGGUUUACUGUAUUCAUUGGUGCUUGUGCUUAUGUUGUUAUGAGGAAUGAUGGUAAGCCGUUAGCUAUUGUUACAGUAGCUAAUUUAGUGGGUUGUGAUAUUUAUGAACUAGGUCGGAUGGUUUAUCGGGUUGUCGAUUUUCUUGAUUUGAAGUUGCCUGAAUUUGAUAUUGUUGAUUCUUUCGAGCAUUAUAUUAGGAAUGCACCGAGUUUUAGUGAGGUUUCUGAGGAUAUGAUUGGGAGGAUGUUGAAACAGGGUGUUUUUUUGGUGCAGUGUUUGGUGAAGUGGUAUGUGACGACGGGGAGGAGGCCGUUGCCUGUUGUGGCAGCAGUUUUGGUUUUUGUUGCAAAGUUGAAUCAAGUUGAUGUGGUGAUUGAGGAUGUGGCGAAUGAGUUGCAAGUGGCGGUUGUUACUUGUAGGUUGAGAUAUAAGGAGUUGUUAGAGAGGCUUGUGAAGGUUGCUCGAGGUUUGCCUUGGGGCGAGGAUGUUACUGUUAAGAAUAUUAUGAAACACGCGACUUUUGUUGUUCAAUACAUGGAGUUGAAGUCGAUGUCGAAGAACAGAGAUAAAAAGAAGAAUUUUGAAGAUGUUGGAUUUGAUUUGGAUUAUUUGAUCGAUGAUUGUUUGAGCAACGGAAAUGAUUAUGCUUUAGAUGAUGCCGACACCAUAAAAGACUCACAGUACUUUCAGAUGGAUCGCUCUACAAGGUUGGUGAUUGAAAGUUCAAAUAGAUUCCAAAUUUCCCAAGAGUGUUUGGCAAUGAUAUAUUCGAAGAUGAAGAAUGAAAUGUGUGUACAGGAGUCUACAGAUAACAGAGAUAAUAACAUUAGGAAAAGGAAGAGAAGGUAUGACAUGCUUUCAUACACAGAUUGGUGGAAGGGAGAAUCGGAAAUGAGCAAAAAGCUUUUAGUGAAGCAAAUAGUUGAUAGAGAUGUGGGAUUGAGUGCUAUGCCUCCUUCUUUCGAUAGUGGUUGCUUGGCAUAUGAAAGGAGAAAAGAGAAGAUAAAGGCUGCAAAGUUUCGAAUCCAUAAGACAAUGUAUCCUUCAGAUGCUGGUUCAAUUGAUACGGUCGAUCUAGGCUCCCUCGAACACGUAAAUGCUGGAAAGAAAAGGAGAAGGAAAAUGAAAGUUAAUAUUGAUUGGGAGGAUUUCAUUAUUGAAGCCCUUCUGCUUCAUCAGGUGGAAGAAGUGGAGAUAGAAAAGGGGUAUUACAAAACCCUGUUGGACUUGCAUGUUUUCAACUAUUGAAGAUCUAACGGGUCAGCUCAAACCAUUAUGUCUAUUUAUGUAAAACUAUCGCAGAGAUUUUUUUUUUUACGUUUCUUUGACUGAUCCUGCGAGAGUAUAGGAGGUAUUUUUGUUAAUAUUUUCAAUCUGUAGAUUUGCGCAAGUUCCAUAUUUUUGCUAUAAUAGAGAGAUAUUGGUGGAAUAUAAACAACUAUGUUCUGUUUCUUUGGGUCCUAUCUUGAACCUUUAAUAACUAUUGUGUUUUUAUUUCCUUUCUGGGAUGGGAAGUUCCGGUUCUCCCUGCACAUUUUCAUUUUUGAUUCAUAGUGAGAAAUUAUCUUCUUUAUUGCAUGACUUUCACUCUUUCAAACUAUCUUAGGUCUUAGAAAUGUGGAAAAGAGAAAGUAUUUUUAUGGAAUGAAUGAGGGUUCCUUGUCUUAGAUCCAGUUCAUUACGGUUUCCUUAUUGGCUUUUAGUUAUACCGUAAAUUUCUUUUUGAUAGGUAGUCAUUUUGUAAGCUUCUAUGUGACACCUUCUCAUGCUGAAUACUAUGGUGAUUUGAGGGGCCAUAGAUGGUAAACAACGACAUUUUUAUGUCAAGUUGAAAGGGUUUAUUUGUACAACAUCUUUUGCUGUUUAGGAUCAUUGCUUUUCUGCUACCAAAGGGGAACUGUACUCAAGUGAACACAGUGUCCAGAUUGCAUGGAAUUAUAAUUUCAGGAAAUCAAACACUCUUUUAGGCAACUGCUCUUCUGAUAAUUUGAUGCAAUCUUUAGGUAACUAUUGGACAUUUACUUUAAAAUGUAUUUGAGCUGAGACACAUAUGUUUGAUUAACAAAAUGAAGCAAAUCUUGAAAAGUUCAUUAGUAGAUGCUGAAUGUUUAUACACCCAAUCCUAGUUCAUGUAUACACAAAUGUCUUCCUACCAGCAUUUGCAGUAUUGAGUAAAUUUCUUUAUAUCUUCAAAGUGACUGAGAUACUUAUAGCUAUAGAAUCAUUCACUUUGGGUGGGGGAUAGAAUCCCCUGGAGAUCUCAGAAAGUUAUGCAAGAUAAAAAAGGACAGUCAGGGCACAAAACAUCCUGCGUUAGUAGGAUCCGAGGAAGGGCCACACCAUAAGGGUUGUGAUGUAGACAGCCUAUCCUAAUGCAAACAUUAGUGGCUGCUUCCAUACCUUGAACCCGUGACCUAAAGGUCACAUGGAGACAACUUUAUUGUUGCUCCAAGGUUCCCCUUCCAAAAAGUUAUGCAAGAUA